Molecule: messenger RNA, 1459 nt
Organism: Arachis stenosperma
Lineage: Eukaryota; Viridiplantae; Streptophyta; Magnoliopsida; Fabales; Fabaceae
Exons: 7
Coding region: 1-948 (315 amino acids)
Biological process (GO): regulation of gene expression
Cellular component (GO): cytoplasm
Molecular function (GO): mRNA binding
Source: RefSeq, a predicted model, not a curated record
AUGGCGGAGGAAGAAGUUGUUGCACCUUCUGCCAGCCCUCUUCCCUCCGAUUGCAAACGCAAGUUCGAAGAUCUCGAUUCUGAGCCUACCGAAUCUAAUGCCAAAUCCAACCCUGACGAUAACAACGCCGAUGCCGCGGUUCCCGACGACGGCGACAACAAGCGCCCUCGCCUUGGCGACGACCUAGCUAGUGCAAAUGGGCAUCAGGAGGAGCAGUCUCACAAGCCUGCGGAAGAAACAGUGGAAAGAGUUGAUUUAGAGAGUACUGUUACAGAGGAUGAUGCUUCUCCUGGCCGAAAUCAACUUACGUCUGCCACUGAGACCACGACACGGAGAAUUGAUGUUCCUAACAAUAAGGUUGGCGUACUUAUUGGAAAGGCUGGAGAUACAAUAAAAUACCUGCAAUAUAAUUCUGGUGCCAAGAUUCAGAUAACUAGGGAUGCUUAUGCAGACCCUCAAGCUGCAACAAGGUCUGUGGAACCGAUAGGAAGUUCGGAAAGUAUAUAUAAAGCAGAAAAGCUGAUAAGUGCUGUGAUUGCGGAGGUCAGAUGCUGUAACCAAUUGGAAGAGUUGGGCUCCUUUUUUUUCUUUACCAUGUUCCACACUUUAUUUUCUUUUUUGGAGAUUCUACAGGCAGAUGCUGGGGGGUCUCCUGCCCUUGUAGCUAGUGGCCUUUCUCCUGCUCAAGCUACUAUGGGGUCUGAACAAAUUCAGAUACAAGCUCCAAAUGAAAAGGUGGGUUUAAUCAUAUGGAGAGGUGGGGAAACAAUUAAAGGUCUGCAAAUGAAAUCUGGGGCAUACAUCCAGGUAUUGAUACCUCAACAACUUCCAGAAGGAGAUGAUUCUAAAGAAAGGACUGUCCAAGUUAGUAAUUUAGUGAUAAAAGAAGUCAUGGGUCAGAUUUGGCUAUUGCCUUUCCCUGGGGUCAGCAUUGCUUUCUUGAUGUAGCAUAGACAACAUAUUCACUCUCAUCCACUGAAGAGAGGUGGCAGGCAUUAGAACCUCAGAUUGCAGGAUGUUUAAUGGUUGGUAAGAUUGCUUCAAGACUUAAGAGUUAAAAAUCAUGAUUCAGUAAGACUGUUGUGCUGGCCUUGGUGCUCAAAUAGAGCUGCUGUGUGAUUUGCAUGAGAUCGAAGGAAAGAGUAAUUCUUGGUUAUGUCGUCUAAUGCUUAUAACUCUGUUGGAGUUGUACUCUGUGUCUAUUUAAUUCUGUAAGGAAAAUACCAAAUUAAACAACUCAUGUGAUCAGAGAUGAGUUUAAGUAUAUUGUGUUAUUGUACCUAACAUGUCUUUGACCUAAUGAUUCACUUGGUUGAAAGGACUAAAUAUUGGAUUGAGUUUUGAGUGUUGUAAGUACGAAAGUAUAGAAUAACCGUGUUGAUCCUAUAUGGCAAUUUAAUUUGUUUUGAAUGUUAGAAUGCUCUAAUGUGAUUCUCUUAAUCUACUUAAUGCUCAGUAU